This is a messenger RNA of Triticum turgidum subsp. durum (durum wheat), 543 nucleotides long. The record is from the annotation of a GenBank genome assembly. NCBI's taxonomy places the organism in Eukaryota, Viridiplantae, Streptophyta, Magnoliopsida, Poales, Poaceae.
AUGGCGGCCGCCGCGAUAAGGGCCCAGAUCAACGUACUCAUCGCCACCAUGUUCAACACGGGUCUGGUGGACGACGCUUUCUUGCAGCUGCAGAGGAUGCGCGAGCAGGGCCGCGUAACUCCGGCCUACGUCGUUGAGGUCAUGAACCGCUUCCUCAACAACGCCGAGAGGAUCAUCAACGACCUCAUCGGCCUGAUGAACGAGCCCGAGGUGGACUUCGACAAGGUGGACGGCCUCGUGCAGCAGCUCAAGCUGGCCUGCAGCAGGUGGAAGCCCUUUCCUCUCUAUCCCCCACCCCCCAGUCUUAACUGUGUUUAUUUCUUCGCUGCAUCAUGUGCGAUUCAGAUGUGCUUCCCUUGUCAGGGUGUUGGUGCUAAGAGAUUGAACCUCUGCUGCGUGCAACACUUCAGUCAUGAGGCAAAAAACAAAGAAGGGUACCUCGCGGCACUAGGUCGUGUCAGGUUUCAGUUCUACGAUUUGCGCAGCAUGUUCAAGAUCAUAAUGGAGCUGGAGCAGCAUCUUGCGGCAUGUGGUCCUAAGUAG